UCUAUAAAAUAUGAUCAGAUUUUAUACAAAGCACAGCGUGAAAUCUGUGCGCGGACAAAAAACUUGUUAUCGCCGAUUUAUUAUAAUUUAUAUUUAUGAAGUGACUGUGUCGGUACUUAAUAGCUUUAUGUAUAUUGUGUUUGUUUUCAUUUAAAUUUUAAAUUUCUAUACCAAAGAUAUGAGCCGGUUGAACAUAUUCAGUUUUUUGAAAAUGCUUCAAGCAUUGUGUUGUGUACUGGGAGUUACAUCAGCAUCUUCAGACCCAGUUAUAGUCUCCAGAGAAGAAUGGGGGGCCCGCGCUCCUAAAAACAUAGAAAAUAUGGCGAACCCAGUACCUUACGUCGUUAUCCACCACAGUUAUCUACCACCAGCUUGUUACAAUUUAACCGAUUGUUUCAAAGCCAUGCGUUGGAUGCAAGACCUUCACCAAGACACCAACGGUUGGGCGGAUAUUGGCUACAACUUUGGUGUUGGCGGAGAUGGUAGAGCCUACGAAGGAAGGGGAUGGUCCAGAGUUGGUGCUCAUGCUCCCUAUUACAACAGCAAAAGUAUUGGAAUAUGUAUCAUUGGAGAUUGGACAGUUGAACUUCCACCAGAAAAUCAGCUAGCGACAGUUCAUGAGCUAAUACAAAAAGGAGUGAGAGAAGGGUACAUCCAGAAGGACUACAAAUUGGUAGGCCAUAGGCAGGUUAGACAAGGUACCGAAUGUCCGGGUGACAGGCUCUUCAAAGAGAUACACAAGUGGCAGAAUUUUUGUGAACAACCAGACGAGAUAGCAGUAAGGACAAACAACACUUGGUUCCUUAAAAAAACUGUACAUGACAAUAGUAGGGAUAAGGAAGAUAAAGAUGAAGACAAUAAUGACAAUGGUAUUAAUAGGUUAGAAAAAAGAACUGUUUAGAUUUAAGUAAUACAUUUUAUUUAUUAUU
Molecule: messenger RNA, 929 nt
Organism: Diabrotica virgifera virgifera (western corn rootworm)
Lineage: Eukaryota; Metazoa; Arthropoda; Insecta; Coleoptera; Chrysomelidae
Product: peptidoglycan-recognition protein LB
Exons: 3
Coding region: 179-901 (240 amino acids)
Biological process (GO): peptidoglycan catabolic process
Molecular function (GO): zinc ion binding; N-acetylmuramoyl-L-alanine amidase activity
Source: RefSeq, a predicted model, not a curated record